AUGACGACAAAAGGUGGUCGAAAUCGUAACGGUGGUGGUUAUUCCGACGACGACGAUGAUUCGCAUAACAAAUCUCAACAACAUCAGCGUUCAUCAUCGUCUCGUCAUCAUCAUCAUUACCGUCAUCAUCAUCGUAGUGACCGUCGGUACGUUCAACAACCAAAUCAAUCUUUCCAACAACAAUCCUACGAUCCGAAUAAACGUCGAAAAUUAGGCGGUCUCAAUGAUGAGGAAUUAACAGAAGAUAAACUACAAAUAGCUUUGUUCACAUUAGGACAAAAGAUUGAUUCAACACUCGAACAAACUCUACGUGAUCUUUGUACAACUCUUUGCAACGAUCUAUCGAAACAUAAGAAAACCAUUUUCGAUAUUCUCAAUCAAUGUAUACAACUAGUACCCGAACGUGUAACCAUCUAUUCAACAUUAGUUGGUCUGUUACAUGCAUCUGUGAUUACAUUUGGCUCGGAUUUUCUUGAUACAUGUGUCAGUGCAUUCAAGGAGAGUUUAUUAUCGUACAAAUUCGAAAUCAUUCAACGUUACAUCCGCUUCUUCUCGGAUCUUGUCAAUGUCAAACUUCUCUCACCAUCUUCAAUCUUAGCAUUGUACGAUACAUUAAUUGAAGCUGCCACAGAAACCAAUAUACCGCAAGUUCGAACGGAUUUUUUUGUCUCAUGCGUUUUAAUUGCUCUACCCUAUUCGGGUAAAAUUCUGUCGGAAAAAAACAACACAGAACUAAGCCGGUUACUCUAUACCAUUGAUAAAUACAUCUAUAAUCGAUCGAAAAUUCAUACGCCAAUCCUUCAAGUUUGGUCAUCGAUGGAACCGCAUCCUCAAGAAGAAUAUCUCGAUUGUUUACUAGCACAAAUCAAACGUUUAAAUCAAGAUGAAUGGGCAGAAUCGCAAAUCUUUCGGCCGUAUUAUUCCUAUGCAGAUACGUUAUUUAGCGAUGUAUCUGCCUCGAUCGUACAUGAUCUGCCAACGUUAAAUAUUCCUGAACAUCGAGAUGGAAUCAUCUAUCCACCACCGAAGAUUGUUUUUCGCAUGUUUGACUAUACCGACGUACCUGAAGAAUUUGUUUUACCAGGUGCACAUGCCAUCGAACGAUACCUGAUCGAAGAUGAAAUAUCUAAUAUUUUGCAUACAUAUCAUACCGAGAGAAAAGAUUGUGCGGUGCAAUUGACGCAGAUUCGCUCGAACAAUAAAAUACCAUUGAAUUAUAUGAUUGUAGAGGUGAUUUUUGGUCAUUUGUUUAUGUUACCACGUCCGCAUCAUUUAGAAUUAUUCUAUGGUUCACUGUUACUUGAAUUAUGCAAACUACAACCAUCGACAUUGCCACCGGUGUUAGUUCAAGCGGUUGAAAUGAUCUUCGAACGUUUAAAUACGAUGAAAACUGCCUGUAUUGAACGUUUUGUCAAAUGGUUUUCUUAUCAUUUAUCAAAUUUUCAAUUCACAUGGGCAUGGCAAGAUUGGAUUGACUGUUUAGAUGAAAAUCCUGAAUCGCCCAAGAUCAAAUUCAUUCGCGAAACAUUACAACGUUGCAUGCGACUCUCUUUUCAUCAACGUGUUAUCGAAAUUGUUCCCGAACAAUUCUAUAAACUCGUACCAAAUAAACCAUCACCAGUGUUCAAAUUCGAAGAAAAUGAUGCACCUGUUUUCGGUUCGGAAUACGCUCAAUUACUGGUGAAAAAGAUCAAAGAACGAGCUCCGGCGGAAGAUAUUCUUCGCAUAUUAAACACAGUUCCAAGCCCGUCGAAAGACGAUUCGAGUCUGGUUACACCGUCGUCAUCAACAGUCACUCAAUCAUCGAACGAAUUGACUUAUACUAUGGUACAAAUUGACAUAUUUGUCUCUUCACUUCUUUGGGUCGGAUCAAAAUCAUUUACACAUUCGUUUGCAGCUUUGGCUAAAUAUCAUCAAUUGUUCAAAAUUCUUAUUGAAAGUGAAGAACAACAGAUUCAAGUACUCAAAUCCAUGUAUGAAGUCUGGCCAAAUCAUCAACAGAUGAUGGUGGUUUUGGUCGAUAAAUUAGUUAAAACACAAAUUGUUGAAUGCUCGGCAGUUGCCAAUUGGAUAUUUUCCAGUGAACUGGGUACUGAAUUAACGAACUUCUACAUUUGGGAGAUUCUAUCGUCGACUAUUGAGAAAAUGAAUCGACAAGUGGAAAAACAUCAUAAUGAAUUAUUAGACUUACGUCGUCAGUUGAAUAUUUCUACAACUGUUCAAUUGGCAUCGAGUGCAUCGUUACAGGCAGAUUCAAUGCCAACUGAGGCAGCAACUGCUUCUUCAAUCGAUGAGAAGCCUUCGGACGAUGCUAAAAUGGAUGAAGGUGAAACAUCAAACAAUGACGAAGAAAAGUCGAAAUCGAGCAGUUUAAAACGACGACGAGAAAGUGACGACGAUGAAGAUGAUGAUAACGAGCGCAAAGAUUCAGCUGAAAAAAUGCAAAUCUCACAGCCACCCAUAGAUGAAGCCACAGCUAAAUUACAGGAAAAAUACGAAAUGGUUGAAGAACGUCUAUCUCAUGCGCGUGAACAACAAAAGAAACUUUAUCUCAUUGUAUUUCAACGUUUUAUUAUGACAUUGAGUGACUUUCUGAAUGAAUGCGAAACCAAAAAUGUUGAUCCUGUGUCAACACCCUGGCUUAAAUGGAUCAUGGAACGCUUGCAAGAAAUCUUUCUUCUGUACCAUGAACAAGUGUUCCAAUAUGUUUCUACAUUUGAAUCAUUGAUUUUCACAUCGGAUAUUGACUUUUCCAUACUGGAAGUAUUCCAACAAUUCUGUGCUCUACGUGCUUAG
Molecule: messenger RNA, 2796 nt
Organism: Adineta ricciae
Lineage: Eukaryota; Metazoa; Rotifera; Eurotatoria; Adinetida; Adinetidae
Source: the annotation of a GenBank genome assembly